GCUGUGUCAUGAGUACCCACGCUUGCCAACGAAUAAUUCAAAUAGGAUACCGAGGUUAAGAAGGCACCGAAGGCAACGACAAAGUCUUUAUUAUUGAAAAGAACCUACUUUGCCGUCUUCCGUUUCCCACACUUGUUUUAUUGCGUUUUCUCACGCCCUUUACACCUCCUCUAGCGUUCUUCUCUUUACCGCUUCGGUUUUGCACUAUUACUAUUGUUUUUCAAGUCGUUAACUGACUAUUUCAAUUUCUCACAGAUUUAUUUUUUAGGGGGUGCUCUUCCUCUCGCAUAUAUAUAAGUAUUUCUUUAUUAAUCCCUUUAACAGCGGAGAGGACUAACGCGGCGCUGCGUUUUAAGUGUGAGUGAAACUCACAUACGAAAUUCCCGAGAGGCAAAAAAAUAUUAUCACCGUGUUGCACAGAAGACCCGUGCAGGCAACUGCCCACGCACACCCGCCAACAAGUACUUCGCGAGGACUGCGUUUCUUCUCUUCUGUCUACUCAACCGUGUUUCUUUAUUUUUAGCACAUUCACAUCUGCGUCGUUGCUUUGCUUUUUUGGCCGAGAUUCUUCGUCGGCAGGAUAUACAGCUGCGCCCAGAUUCAUACACCGCUAAAUCACGUCGCUAUUUUUCUGAUCGCGGUCACAGGGGGAAGAAUACAAGGAAAAGAAAAGCGCACGUAACAACUCUGCACGAGAUAGCUUUCUGCGACCGUGUUGUGCAUCGUUCAGCAUUUGUGGUGACUUACACACCCUCACUGGGUCUUUCUGAGAGAUGUUCCGCUACCUCUCUGCGUCGGCAGCGCGAAAAGCUGCGGCGUUAACGGGCGCCUCCGCCAGCGCUGCGACUGCCGCUGGCGCCUCUAGCGCCUUCGGCACCAACACGCCCAUGCGGCUCUAUUCCAGCGGCAACAAGGAUUAUUACAAGAUCCUCGGCGUCGACCGCAACGCGGAGCUCAAAGACAUAAAGAAGGCGUACCGCAAGCGUGCCCUCGAGACGCACCCCGACCAAGGCGGUAACAAGGAGGAGUUCGCGGAGGUGGCCGAGGCCUACGAGGUGCUGAGCAGCCCCGACAAGAAGAAGGUGUACGACCAGUACGGCUCCGAGGCAGCGACGAACCCCAACAUGGGUGCGGCAGGCGGCUUCGGUGGGAUGGGCGGCCGCUCCGCAGAGGACAUCUUCGCCGAGUUCUUCCGCGGCGGCAUGGGGGGGAUGGGCGGCUUUGGCGACAUGUUCAACGGUGGCGCCGGCGGCGGUCGUCAGGCGACACCGACGCUGCAGCCGCUCGAGGUGCGCACUCGUCUCACACUGGAGGAUGUUUACAAAGGAGUGACCAAGACGAUUCGCGUGAACCGCCCGCAGGUGUGCGCCGAGUGCACGGGAUUUGGCACCAAAAGUAGGACGGAGAAGCCGAAGUGCACGCAGUGUGGCGGGAGUGGUAGCGUGGUGCAGCAGCAUCGUAUGGGGCCUGGCAUGGUGCAGCAAACCAUCUCCGAGUGUCCGCGCUGCCGUGGGACGGGCACGAUGGCGAAGCCGGAGGACCAGUGCCACCGGUGCCACGGAAAGGGCUAUCGCACGGUGUCACAGGACGUCACGAUCGAGAUCCCGGCCGGUGUGCCGUCGAACGUGACGCUGGUGGUGCGCGGAGAGGGUGGCACGGUCCCUGGGUGCCCGCCGGCCGACAUGCACCUGCACGUGGAGGUGGGUCCUCACCGCGUGUUUCAGCGCCGCGGCAACGAUUUAAUUGUAAACAAAGAGGUGACGCUGCAAGAGGCGCUGCUCGGCCUACACAUGCCGUUGAAGAUGCUGGACGGACGCACGGUGAACGUAGAAACCACCGCCGAUCAGGUGCUAAAGCCUGAGGGUGUCAUAAAGAUGAAUGGAGAGGGCAUGCCCAGCACCACGGGCGAGCGCGGCGACGUGUACGUCUUUACCCACCUGAAGCUGCCGAACAAACUGAGCAGUGAGCAGAAGGAACUAAUCAGCAAGGCAUUUGGCGUACCGGCAAAGGACGCCAAUGCCUCGGUGGGAAACACGGUGAAAGCGCGUGUCAUGCGUGAGACGCGUGAGCAGCUGGAGGAGCAGAAGCGCGGCGUCUGGGCCUCGCAGGAGGGCGGUGGCUUCGGUGGCGGUGGCGGCGGUGGUAGCUCGCGUCGUGCCUCGGGGGGAAUGCCUGGCGGUGCGCAGCAUGCAGAGUGUGCGACGCAGUAA
This is a messenger RNA of Leptomonas pyrrhocoris, 2210 nucleotides long. RefSeq names its product putative mitochondrial chaperone protein DNAj. Gene Ontology annotation, biological process: protein refolding; response to heat. Gene Ontology annotation, molecular function: Hsp70 protein binding; ATP binding. The transcript has a single exon. The record is from RefSeq and is a predicted model, not a curated record. NCBI's taxonomy places the organism in Eukaryota, Euglenozoa, Kinetoplastea, Trypanosomatida, Trypanosomatidae. Gene Ontology annotation, cellular component: cytoplasm. The coding region runs from base 774 to 2210 and encodes 478 amino acids.